UCGAAGUUGGAUGUGCUGAUGUAAUUGGCGCACGCGAGUUGGCCUACGGCAGCAAAAAACACGUUAAGAAUUUCGUCAUCGUUUCAGCUCCGACGCGCGCGUAAAAACAAAACAAACCAAACAGUUACAAUGUCUUGGGCUAACGGUAAUGCCCGUAACAAUCAUGUAAAAUUGCGUUAAAAGCAAAAUGGCAGCAAAUGAAACGAUGCAUAGCACAACUAAUUGGUAUUAGACGUUAACAAGCAGCAGCAAAAGCAGCGGCGGCUCCAGCUCCAGCACCAGCAACUGAGCAUAAAGAGCAAAGAUUUGAGGGCGAUUGGCUUGGAGGGGUGAAGAGAAAGAGAAAGAGAGAGAAGAGAGUGUGCUGCACUGCAGGCGCCACAUAAAAGUCAAUUAAUGCACAAUUACAACAACGGCAGAGAGUACAACAAACACUUGAGAGGCAGCGACAGGAAACGGCAGCAACAGCAGCAGCAGCAGCCGGCGAAGGACCAGUGAAAAAUCAGCCCGGAUAAGCAACGGAUACGGCUGGCAACUGCAGAAUUACGCCAAAUUACACGCAACGCUCACUAGGUGCAGCAACUGCAUUACCGAGCGGGCGGACAGGCGGACAGACGGACGGACGGACGGACAGGAAAGCAUUCAGGACGAAGAAAGAAAGCCAGCGCAUAAAAAUGACUUUCGUUAACAAGCUGAGCAAAAGCUUUCGUUGGCUGCGCUGCUCGACAUUGUGCGCCAUUUUGUUUUAUAUGUUUUUCAUUGGGCUCAUAUUGCACGGCACUAGCCACAAGCUGCAGCAACACCAGCAACAGCAACAACAACAACAACAGCUGCAGCAGCAGCAGCAGCAGCAACCGCAAAGGGAUCUAAGCUCAACAGCACAGGCGUCCCAGGGCCAAAUCCAUGGUGCGGCGGCAACCAAUGAGGGCAGUAAUAGACGCGACCAGCAGCAACAGCCUGAGGAAUUGGGGCAGCAACAAAAAGCGCAACAACACCAACAGCAGUCAAAGUUUUCAUCUAACGUGCUCAGUUUGGGCAAUGCCCCAACGAAGAAAGAACGACAACGCAACAUGCACUCGAUAAAUAGCAAUGCCAUAGUCGAUGGCAAGACGCAAGUUGCAGCGGCGGCGGCGGCGGCUGUAGCCUCGCCAGGAUUAACAGUGGGUAGAAAAUUAUCCCAACCGCAGCCCGAAACAGUUUUAUUAACGGCCAGUAAUGUGAAUGAGAAGCAAAUACUAGCAAAAGCUUUCAAACGCGCCGAUCGCAAUCAUGACGGCCAGCUGUCCAUACAGGAGCUGGGCGUGUAUAUAAACAAGCGGAUUGUGGAGCACAUAGACAUGGCCAUAAUGAGCAAUGUGCGUGAAUUUCGACGCGUGGACAUUGCGCCGGCCGACGGACUGAUUACGUGGGAUGAGUAUCAUCGACACUUUUUGCGCGAACACGGCAUGACAGCGGCGGAUAUUGAUGAGCACGACGAGAUUAGGCACACGGCGCUGAAUCGCAAGGCACGCGAGGACAUGAUGCGUGACAAGGCGCGUUGGACGGAGGCAGCGCGCACGGACUUGUUCACGCUGACCAUAGAUGAAUACUUGAGCUUCAGGCAUCCGGAGUCGAGUGUGUCCAAUUUGCUGGAGCUGGUGGAUGAUUUGUUGCGUCAGUUCGACCAGGACGGCGAUGAUCAACUGACACUGGAGGAGUUCUCCGACUUGAAUGUGGAUGACGACGAGGACUUGCUGCGCAAGUCGCUCAUAUCCAAGACGCUAGUGGAGCGUCGCGAGGAGUUUAAGCGUAUCAUAGACAAGAAUCACGAUGGCAAGGCGGACCGAGGCGAGCUGCUCAACUAUGUCAAUCCAAAGACGCCAAGGUAUGCGCUGCAGGAGGCGGCAACAUUGUUUAGCUUGUGCGAUGAGAACAAGGACGAGCUGCUAACACUUAAGGAGAUGACUGACAAUGCUGAGAUAUUUUUACAAUCGAAAAUGAUUGACACGGCUAAUAGUUUCCACACCGAGUUCUAAUUACCGCAUACCGUCCCCUUGCUCUGCACCCCAAUCUUUGUCGGUCAUAACUAUUAUAAAAGUUUAUGCAUUUAUAGUGAUAUUAAUUUGUAAGUUGUUGCACCUAAUGUUUAAUAACUUUGUACUUUGUAAACUUAAGGCCAAGAGGCAAUUCAGUUAAUGUGCGAAAACAAAAACAAAACCAAUACUCAUUAUAUACGUAAUUUUAUUA
This is a messenger RNA of Drosophila busckii, 2226 nucleotides long. RefSeq names its product 45 kDa calcium-binding protein (gene myd). The record is from RefSeq and is a predicted model, not a curated record. Gene Ontology annotation, molecular function: calcium ion binding. Gene Ontology annotation, cellular component: endoplasmic reticulum. The coding region runs from base 675 to 2015 and encodes 446 amino acids. Gene Ontology annotation, biological process: calcium-ion regulated exocytosis. NCBI's taxonomy places the organism in Eukaryota, Metazoa, Arthropoda, Insecta, Diptera, Drosophilidae. The transcript is spliced from 4 exons.